AUGGAGAAUGAACCAAGCACGACAACGUGUUCUGCAUCCACAACUACUAUCACCACCACCUCGACCUCCCGGACGCAGCUCCCUCAGAUAUCCGUCUACAGCGGCUCGGAUCGACAUGCUGUCCAGGUUAUUCAGCAGGCCUUGCAUCGUCCUCCUAGCUCAGCUGCUCAGUACCUUCAGCAGAUGUAUGCAGCCCAACAGCAGCAUCUAAUGCUGCAGACUGCUGCUUUGCAGCAGCAGCACUUAAGCAGUACCCAAUUUCAGAGUCUGGCAACUGUACCACAGGCAAGCCUGUCAGGUGGGAGGCAAUGUACUUCCCCCACUGGGAGUGUCACUCAGCAGUCAAGCAUGUCGCAGACCUCGAUUAACCUCUCCACCUCUCCUACACCUGCACAGAUAAUAAGCCGUUCACAGACCUCCAACACCACCAGCAGCAGUAUCACCCAACAGACCAUGUUGCUGGGGAGCACCUCUCCAACCCUGAGUGCAAGCCAGGCUCAAAUGUAUCUCCGAGCUCAAAUGCUUAUUUUCACUCCUGCUACCACUGUGGCUGCUGUACAGUCUGACAUCCCUGUUGUCUCCUCUUCCUCAUCUUCCUGUCAGUCUGCAGCUACUCAGGUUCAGAACUUGACAUUGCGCAGCCAGAAGUUGGGUGUAUUGUCAGGUUCCCAGAAUGGCCCACCAAAGAGCAGCAGUCAAACUCAGGCGUUGUCCCUGUGCCCUCCUAAACCUGCAACCAGCAGCAAGGGCAGCCAGCCAGAUUCCUCAGAAAGCAAUAGGAAAAGCGAGAGCCCAACUCCAGAGUGUCGGAGUACGCCAGUCACGCGGACACCAAGCAUACAUCAGUUAAUAACACCAGCUUCAUAUUCUCCAAUUCAACCUCAUUCUUUAGUAAAACAUCAGCCGAUCCCACUGCAUUCGCCACCCUCAAAGAUUUCGCAUCACCAGCUGAUCCUGCAGCAGCAGCAGCAAGUGCAGCCGAUUGCACUUCAGACCUCUGGUCAGGACCCGCCUCCGUCCCAGCACUGCCUGCCCGUCCCCAGCCACAGCCUUCCUCCCGCUCCCAGCAGCAGCCAGUCUCAGCACUGCUCGCCCAUUCACAUCCAUCCGCCGCCUCUCACGCUGUCUCCCACGCCGUCCCAGGCAGCUCAGCAGUCGGUAGUGGUGUCUCCUCCGCCUCCUCAUUCCCCGAGUCAGUCACCCACAAUCAUCAUCCACCCUCAAGCGCUUAUCCAGUCGCAGGCGAGCUCCCUUGUGCCAGCAGCUCUGCAGGCCGAGCAGGCGGCUCCUCAGCAAAGCAGCACGAGUCCGGUUCGACCUGCUGGCCAACCGCUCAACCUGCCCUCGCAUCUUCCACUCCCACCUUCCCCAGCUGUGCAUAUAGCCCCAGCAGAGCAACCCAGCUUAGUUUCCCCAGGCCAGCAGAUAGUGCCCUCCACGCCACACCAGCCGUAUUCAGCCCUGCCGUCCACACCUAUCCCCCUCGCUGCUCCUCCUCAGCUGUCGACGUCUUCAACGCAGAUGCAACCACUGCCAUUACAGUCCGUGCAGUCUUUACAAGUGCAGCCUGAAAUUCUAUCCCAGGGCCAAGUUUUGGUUCAAAACACUUUGGUUUCUGAGGAAGAACUUCCUGCUGCAGAGGCUUUGGUCCAGCUGCCGUUUCAGACUCUUCCUCCACCGCAGACAGUUGCGGUGAAUCUUCAAGUGCAGCCAUCAGUACCAAUUGAAACUCCAGUGAUUUACCAAGUGGAGAAUGUAUGUGAAGAAGAGAUGCCCGAGGACUCUGAAUGUGCCCGUAUGGUUAGAACUCCAACACCCCCGACUCUGUCACCACCAGCCAUCACCUUGGGGAAUGGAGAGGCAAUUAAUUCAGAAGAGCCCUUGUCUGAACACGCGGGACUGCCUUCAAUGACAUCGUCAGUCAGUGCCUCAGUAAUUAAAUCUCCUUCUGACCCUUCGCAUGCCUCUAUUCCACCGCCACCUCUCUUGCUUCCAGCAGCAACAACAAGGAGCAACAGCACAUCGAUGCCCAACAGCAUUCCUAGCCUUGAAAACAAACCUCCCCAGGCCAUCGUUAAACCACAGAUCCUCACCCAUGUUAUUGAGGGCUUUGUGAUCCAGGAGGGGUUAGAGCCAUUCCCUGUAAGUCGUUCAUCUUUGCUGGUGGAACAGCCCGCAGAAAAAAGAUUGCUAGUGGAGGGUCAGAUCAUGAGUGUUAUGUGUGUUGAAUCAGACUUACAGAACACAAAACAUGCAGACAACUCAUCGGACACUGAGGUAGAGGAUAUGAUUGCAGAAGAGGGUCUAGAUGAAAUUGAAAAUGAACUUCUGAAGUGCGAAUUUUGUGGAAAAAUGGGAUAUCCUAAUAAGUUCUUACGGUCAAAACGWUUCUGCUCCACRUCCUGUGCCAAAAGGCACAGCCUUAGUUGCACUAAGAAGUACGGGCUGUACGCGUCGGACAAGAGCAGCCGCUGGAAUCGCAAAUCAGAGAGCCAGAGCCUUGGGCGGCGCGGGCGGCGACCGAGCGGCCCCGACGGGGCCUCGCGGGAUCCCUUUCUUAGACAGCUUCCAAUUACUUAUCCAUCUGCAGAAGAAGAUACGGCUUCUCAUGAGGAUACUGUUCCAACUGCCAUGACCACCCGUCUGCGAAGGCAAAGUGAAAGAGAGAGAGAACGUGAACUUAGGGAACUAAGAAUUAGGAAAAUGCCAGAGAGCAUUGACCUGCUGCCAGUGGUGCAAAACGACCCGUCCGUGUGGACUGUUGAUGAAGUCUGGGCCUUCAUACAUUCUUUGCCUGGUUGUCAAGAUAUUGCAGAUGAAUUUAGAGCACAAGAAAUUGAUGGACAAGCUCUCCUCUUGCUGAAGGAGGAUCACCUUAUGAGUGCAAUGAAUAUUAAGCUUGGGCCUGCAUUGAAAAUUUGUGCACGUAUCAAUUCAUUGAAGGAAUCCUAGGGGGAACAUGAAGGCUUAAAUGUCAGUUUUCUGUGACAGAACCAACAAUAACAUGCCGACAUCUUCACCAUGGCCUGAGUAUUACUGGGAUGCUUUCUUGAAGAUAUGGAGUUUUCCCCACGUAAAAAUUUAAAAAUAUUCCUYUGGUUGUACCAUAUAGUUCUCCAUGAUUCCCACAAUUAAUAGGGUCAUGGUAAAGCUUGAGUAAUACUUGGAGUUAAAGUGGGAGUUCAUGGAAAAACCUGAACAGAAACAUGAUGUGGUAAGUUAAAUAUUCCCCAACAUGUACUUACCGUACAAGUUUAGCACCCCCAGUCUAAACACAAUUUCAACUAGGUUGCUGUAUUCUGAAAGACAUUUUUUUCCAUGUAUACAGCAGUUCUUGGACUGAAAUAACAGAAGUGUCCACAGAUGCUGUGGAAGCACUGAUAAUUGUAAAAUGCUAUGCAUUUAGUUGUGCUCUCUGAGUUUCUUUUAGUCUUGAGCAAAUUGUUUGAAGGAAUAGGUUGGCAGCCUCUUUUUUCAUGUGUAGACUUAUCCUCAUCACUGCCACUGUAGUAUUUACUUUUAAGUCUGGAAAUACUAGACUGUUCAGGGGCCUCAUGGAAAUCCUUGCUGUCAGGCUACUGAAAUGCAAUGGCUUGGCACUCUUGCCAGAGGUAACUGAAGCACAUGUGUUACUUCACUCUUUGUAUGCUGCUAUGCACUAAGAGGGCAUUAAGUUAUUAGUUUUGCUUGCUGCUAGUUAAACUAGACCAGCAGUUCUUAAAUGGGGGCUCAGAGUGGAUCCUGAGAGGGUGCGAGAGCACUCAGGGUUCGGGUUCCCAAAUGCUUGGGAAUGAGGGGUGAAAACUGCAACCCCAGCUAGCUCUAAGAACUGGAGACAAAGAGAAAUGGUAUCA
Messenger RNA from Nothoprocta perdicaria, 3854 nucleotides. RefSeq names its product polyhomeotic homolog 3 (gene PHC3). The transcript has 14 exons. Gene Ontology annotation, cellular component: PRC1 complex; nucleus. Gene Ontology annotation, molecular function: zinc ion binding; protein binding. The record is from RefSeq and is a predicted model, not a curated record. Lineage: Eukaryota; Metazoa; Chordata; Aves; Tinamiformes; Tinamidae. The coding region runs from base 1 to 2952 and encodes 983 amino acids.